CAGCAACGAAGCAUUUCUCACCUUUUUCUUGAGAUCCGGCAUGUGGCCCUUUGGGAAAGGGAAGGAGGAAGGAGGAAGAGACCAGAGUGAUGAAGUAGCAAGAAGGCCAGCGCCGAGCGCAGGAGCGGACCAAUGCCCAGUCGAUGACAAGACGCGGCAGGCCUGGCUCUCGCAGCACCGGAGCGAGAGGGGCGAAAGCAGCUCGUCGGCAGCCGCUGCCUCUGCUCGUGCCUUUCUCGCUUCGCAGAGGGGGCCUGACGAGUACGAGGACCCUGUGCCGCGAGGCAAGGCCGCCAACGUGGCGCCGUCGAAGCUCUCGACAGACCGUGUCAUCUCGUCCAUUCCUCGAUUCCUGAGCACCUCUGGGGAACAGCAGACACAGAGAGAGGAGCUGGAGGAGGGAUCCGGCAACUGGGUCUACCCCUCGCCUGCGCAAUUCUACAACGCAAUGGCGCGCAAGAACCACGAUCCAAAGGCAGAGGACAUGAACAUCGUCGUGCCGAUCCACAACGCCGUCAACGAGCGCGCAUGGAAGCAGAUUCUCGAGUGGGAGAGCAUCGCCGGGGGCUCAGAGGUGUGCGGGGGCCCCAAGCUCGUCAGCUUUCAGGGCAGACCCAAAGACAUAACCUGGAAGGCGUGGUUGAGGAGCCUAGUGGGAUACCAGCUCCCGUUUGACCGGCACGACUGGGAGGUGGAUCGGUGCGGCAAGCGAGUCAAGUACGUCAUUGACUUCUACUCGGGCAGGGGCAACAGCCUGUCCUUCUACCUUGACACACGGCCCUCGCCCGCAACGCUCGAGGGCUGCCUGCUGCGUGUUCAAAUGGCCUUCCGGAGAGCAUUUACGCGGGUAGAAAAGUAAUCCAAUUUCUUGUACUGUACAAGUUGUUCAUGAUCUCUCAGACAAGAUCUUGCCGGCGGCCUCGACGAUGAUGCGGUGUUCCACCUCGUGGAUCCUCCCCUCGAGGUCCUCGAGCGACUGC
Molecule: messenger RNA, 980 nt
Organism: Acaromyces ingoldii
Lineage: Eukaryota; Fungi; Basidiomycota; Exobasidiomycetes; Exobasidiales; Cryptobasidiaceae
Product: cytochrome c and c1 heme-lyase
Exons: 2
Coding region: 41-859 (272 amino acids)
Biological process (GO): cytochrome c-heme linkage
Cellular component (GO): mitochondrion
Molecular function (GO): holocytochrome-c synthase activity
Source: RefSeq, a predicted model, not a curated record